AUGGCAAGCUUGGAUGUUUAUGCUGCUCUCGUAAUUCUGGCCAUUGCGCUUAGUGGUGCGGUGAUUGUUGAUUCAGGCAAGACACACAGUUGCGGAAACAUGACGUUGCGUUGUAUCGACGAAGUUUACACGAGUAUAUUCAGAAACGGGACCGUCUCCGAUGAAUGUUGUCACAAACUUGUGAAAAUCGGUCGACCAUGCCAUGAAGCAUUGGUGAGAAGAGAUCUUGAAGAUCCUUUCUUCAAAAACCAUACAAACAUUAAACAAGAAAUUUUAUCAAAGGCUAAACAAAUAUGGAAUAAGUGCACUUCAAUUGUUGAUGCUCUUUCAGUUUCACCCAAUGCUUCCCCUUGA
Messenger RNA from Gossypium raimondii (Peruvian cotton), 354 nucleotides. Its product is annotated as protein DOWN-REGULATED IN DIF1 11. The transcript has a single exon. Bases 1 to 354 code for a protein of 117 amino acids. NCBI's taxonomy places the organism in Eukaryota, Viridiplantae, Streptophyta, Magnoliopsida, Malvales, Malvaceae. The record is from RefSeq and is a predicted model, not a curated record.